CCGGUGACGAAAAACUGCGGGCCAGCUGUCACGGCGCGCGAAAGAUCAAAUUUUGUCUCCGGUGUGUGAGGAACAGGCGGGAGGAAGUGGAGCUGCUCGGCUAGACUCUCUCUAAAUGAGAUUUAAACAUCAAAUAUAGCAUUUGUCGCCUCGACAUUUCGGUUUCAUGCUCUGUUUUGUUCUUGGAGAGUCGAUGAAACCGUGUGUCCGCUGAUUUAUUCCACAGAAGAGAGGAAACAAAGAUGAGCCUGGUUCUCUCUCAACAACAGGCUGAGGGACUCCCAGCUGUGCCUCAAACAGUAGCUGAGAGCGACUCAGACAGCGGGAUGGGCUCUCCGGAGGAGGAGAUGGUCACAGAGACGGCAAACAAAGUAGAAGAACUUAAAGAUUCUGACGAUGAUGAAGACAUCACAGUCCACCGAAAGCCUCACCGUAACGCCAUCAGAGACAGCGACAGCGAGGAGGACGAGGCUUCGGCAGAGAACAGCGUGCACAUGACCGAAGCGCUGGCUCUGUCAGCUUCAAGCGGAGAUGAGAUGGAGACAAAAGGGUCUGAGGAGAAGGAUGAGAAGGAUGAGCGGAGAGACGGAGGGACGCAGAAGAGCAAGAGAAUCAGCCGCGCUCCCAUCGACAGCGAUGACAGCGAGCCCGAUCAGGAGAAAGGAGGAGAAACGGAGGAGCAAGAGGAAGAAGUAAAAGCUCCUAAGGACAGGAAGAAGAGGGAGAAGAGUCAGAGACAUCGGGAGAAAAAGGAGAAGCGAAGUAGAGCGGUGGAGAAAGUGAAGAAGAGGGACAGAUUUGCUGAGACUGCUGAGGACUCACCUCUCCCUCGGGGUCUGAACGACAGCGGAUGUCCUCUGGGUGACACAGACCUGUUUGAUACUGGGCUGAAUGAUGAUGAUGAGGAAGAGGAGUCUCUAGAGGCCAUCAGAGCUGCUGUCAAGCAAAGAAUGAAGAAGCACAAGGAUCCGCUUCUGGAUGAGGAUGAGGAGGACGACGAUGAAGAGGUGCCAGAGAAACAUCAGCGUGUGGAGCGGAAAGCUGCACGCGCCAGCAGAGAGGCAAUGAAGCAGCUCCACAGCGAGUCUCAGAGGCUGGUCAGAGAGUCGACUCUCGGCCUGCCCUACCACAUCCCCCAGCCGAAGACCAUCGACCAGUUUUUCAAGAAGAGAGUCAGGCCUGGUGGUCCCGCUAUGGCGUUAUUGAAAUCCACAAAGUAUUCAGCUGUGAUGUUGGAGAAACCCUCAGCUCCUCCUCCUCCAACUGAGCCCCCGCAGCCGUCCACAGAGCAGGACUCCUCUCCAUCUCUGGACCUCUCCUCCUCCUCCUCCUCCACUCAGAUCCAGCCGAUCCCUCACCCUGCCGCCACCUCGUCCCCGCAGAAGGACAGCCCCAGCGAGACUCAGGAAGGAGCAGAGAGCCUGGAUCCCGACCAGGAAUCGGGCCCAAUGCUUUACCUCUCUGAGAGCCUGCAUGAGUCUGAGACGGCAGACGGAGCAGUGAGACCUGAAUCAGGAGAGGAAGCGUCUAAUGCAGCUGUAGAGCAGAGUCAGAAUGCACCCAUGGCUGACAUCCAGGAAGAAGAGGCUGAAGCUGGGGCUGUGGUGGAGCCUGUAGCAGACGCAGCAGAGCCUUUAACACAGCAGCUCACUAAACCCAAGAAGGACAAACUAGCCAUGCUCAAGAAGCUUGGACUGGACCCUCCACCUGUUGCUAAACUCUGCGCAGACGACGGAGCGUUCAUUCAGCUGGAGCCGCCACGACUCAACUCUGGUUUGGAAGCCCUGAAGGUGCGUUACCUUCGUCACGUCAAAGCACCCACACGCCCUAAAGGAGAGCGCACGAUGCAACUCAACAUCAUCCGUAAAGACAGCACCCCCUCUGGCCAGGAGGAGCUGCACACUGAGACGGUCUCUGUCACUGUUAAAGAAGGAGCGGAGGAGCCUGCGGUCACCAAACCAGGAGAGAAACUUCUGACUCUGAAGCAGCGCCUGCAGCUCGCCAUGGCCCAGCGCCGACAGGAAGAGCGGGAACGCAAGGCCGAGCUGAACCGCCUGGACAACGAAGAGUGCGGCGAGGAUGAAGAAGAGGAGGAAGACAUGACGGAUGAGUCUGAGGAAGAAGAAGGCAUAGAUGACUUACUGGGAGGAGAUGAUGGUGAGGCCGAAGAAGAGGAUGAGGAAGGCAGUGUGGUUCAGAGUAUCAGGAGCACUUCUCCUGUGGCUCUGAUCAGACCCUCUCUGACUCCUGACCUCAUUAACACAGAUGGAACACUAAUGCUGUUCCCUGGAAACUCCUGCUCUCGCACCGGUGACGGUGUCAGAAGAUCUGGUCCCUCUGGACAGGACAUCAGCAACAAGAUGGAUGAGGAGGACUCUCUGUCCCUGGUCAAGGAGAACAGCCACAACAGCAGCUUUGAGCUGGCGGGCUCCAUGAUCACCUCCUACCAGCCCAUCACUCAUCAGCGCUCUGCAGGACGACACUUCUCCAACUCCUCCAUGUUUCGCUCCCCGUCUCCCUGCCUCUUCAGGCCCAGCUUCCUCGGAUCUGCAUCCAAGAGUUCAGGCAAACUCUCUGAGCCCUCCCUCUGCCUCCCCGUUGAGGACUCCCAAGACUUGUAUGCACCCCCAUCUCCAGGAGCCGACUCAGGACCCCUGGGUGGAGCAGCUUCAGGCCCCGGUCUGGGAGGAGACUCUCAGGGCCGCUUCUCCCUGGAAGACGACACCCACUCCCAGCUACUGGACUCAGAUGGCUUCCUAAAUGUGGGUCCGCGUCCCGGUGCGUCCCGCUCCCACAAGAGACAGCUGAUCCUGGACAGCCUGGAUGAAAACGCAAUGGAUGCCAACAUGGGGGAGCUGUUAGGGCUGUGUUCAGGGGCGUUCGGGGCAGCGGAGGGCGGCUUGAGUCAGGCAGGGCGCCUCAGAGAGACGCAGGAGGAGGACGAGCUGCUGGGGUUGUGCUCCGGAGCGUUUCCGACGACGCAGGCUGGAGAGGAGCAGAGAGGGACAGUGGAGAGUAAAGGGGUACAGCAGGAGGAAGAGUCUGAUAACACCAUGGAUCAGCUGCUGGGGCUGUGUUCUGGGAAGUUUCCUAGUCAAGGUUCUGCCCACACAGCUUCACCAGCACAAGACAGUAAAACGAAGGCGGAGGAGAAAGAAGAAGAAGAAGAGGAGGAGGAGGAAGAGGACUGCGAGUUCAGGCUUCUGUCAGAUGUAGAGAGUCACAGUGAACAGGAGGACGAUGAAGACGAGGAUGGUGGAGAAGAAGAUGGAGCGGAAGUCGAGGCAGAUGCUGGUGAAGAUGAGGACAAUGACGUAGAAGAGGAGGAGAUGGAGGGUGUGUUUGCUCCACGUCGAAUCAAGCAGCAGAAGAAGAAGAAAAAGAAAAUGCGCCUAGCUGACUAUCUGGAGGCUGAGGCCGAGCUGUCGGGCAGUGAUUUGGGCAGCGAGGACGAGGAUGACGAGAGAGGGAGCGAAUACGAGGAAGAGGAGCCUCUGGAGGAGCUUCCCUCUGAUGAUGAGCUGCAGGACCAGGUCAACAAGAUCCACAUGAAGCAGAUCAUGGACGAUGACAAGCGCCGUCUGAGGCUUUACCAGGAGCGUUACCUUGCUGACGGUGACCUGCAUUCUGAUGGCCCGGGAAGAGCACGCCGCUUCCGCUGGAAAAAUAUUAAUGACGGCUUCAACACAGAGAGAACUGGAGCAGAAGGCGAGGAAGAGGAGGAUGAAGAUGAGGGUGUGGAUCAGUCAGAGGUCCAGAGGAGGAGAGAGAAACUGGAGAGGGAGCAGUGGCUCAGAGAACAGUCGGAGCAGAAAACCAAGAAAGGGGAAGACUUGGACGCAGAUGACGAGAAGAUUGGAGAGGAAGACAGUAACUUCAUGAAGCUCGCCAAGAAGCUGACUGCCAAGACGCUGCAGAGGAAAGCAGAUGUCCCUGUGGCCCCUCAGCCGGAAAAGAAGACAGCCGCAGCUCUCAAUCCUUUCCAGAGACCGUCACAGACCUCACAGGUGAGGAGAGGCUCCCUCCUGAGUCAUCCUCAGUCCAUCCUGCAGAAACUGGCCUCCAUCUCUGACGGGAAUCCUCUGGCGCCCAGAAACAGCCGAGGAUUUCUGUUCCAAACUCUGUCUCCGGAGAAGGACGGCUCAUGCAAUGAUGCUCCUCAGAAACAGACAAUGAAGAAGAGGGGACCGAUGGACACUGUCAACCCCACAGCUAAGAGAGUCUGCAGGGAGAACAAACCUGCUGCACAGACUAAAGGCCCCCAGAGGAGCAUCUUUAACUUUCUGGGCCAUUGAGGUCUCAACAACAACAACAACAACAACACACUAACUGAAUGUAAAUCAGCAGCGGGCCACGAGGGUGAGGCUCACGCUGAUAAAGGGAAACCUGCUUUUUCUUGUCUUUGAGGAGCAGAUCAGACUUUGACAAAUGAAGGAGGUGAAAAGACGAGGACUUGCCGAGGUGGACGAUCACUGUCUUCCCACUUGGACUCCCUUUGCUGACACGAAUGCAGUUGUCUGUACGUGUUCGCAUGUUUACAGUGCUUUUAAAUGGCAAUCUGAGGAGCACCACUAAGAAGGCGUCUGAUGAUGUCACGCACAUAAGCCGUUCACUUGUUCAGCUCGUGUUACAUCUUGAAUCCAUCCCUCCUUACCUGACUAAAUCUAAAAUGUUUUAUCAUGUAAAUAGGAUUUAUUUGUUUUUAAUGGUUAGGGUUUUCUGAGAUGAUGAUUUAAGUGUUUGUUUCACAUUGUAAAUAAAAGUGUAUUUUAAGACUU
Molecule: messenger RNA, 4778 nt
Organism: Notolabrus celidotus (New Zealand spotty)
Lineage: Eukaryota; Metazoa; Chordata; Actinopteri; Labriformes; Labridae
Product: claspin
Exons: 24
Coding region: 243-4295 (1350 amino acids)
Biological process (GO): mitotic G2 DNA damage checkpoint signaling; mitotic DNA replication checkpoint signaling; activation of protein kinase activity
Molecular function (GO): anaphase-promoting complex binding
Source: RefSeq, a predicted model, not a curated record